This is a messenger RNA of Doryrhamphus excisus (bluestripe pipefish), 4182 nucleotides long. The record is from RefSeq and is a predicted model, not a curated record. Lineage: Eukaryota; Metazoa; Chordata; Actinopteri; Syngnathiformes; Syngnathidae.
GCCAAAGGCGGUACCAUGAACAUUUUUGAACGGAGCGCGGCUAGUUGUUAGCAUGUGUGUGGGAUAGCUAGUUGCUAGUGUAGCACACUGUGUUUGUUUUUUUUUCUCCAGCAACUUCAAAAAUCCAUGGCGUCGUCUCGAAAUUCAAGCACUUGGUUUGAAUCCCCGGCUAAGGUAUUUGCCAAGAUGAAAUCCAAAGUGCAAAGAGAAGCGAUGUGCGCCAAAGAGGGAGGCUUCAGUGGUAAAGACCAGAGGUUUGGCGUUCGAGAGGAGAAACACGGAGAAGAUGUUUGUUUACCACUGAGGAUAACCGAGGGCGUUUGGGAAGCAAAUGACCUCCAGCGGAAUGACAGGUUUGAUCAAGUGAAAGCUCUGACUCUUUCACCCAUAAAGAGUCCAACGAAAGGCUAUUCAGCAAAGGAAAUCCCUCGUAUGACAAAUGCAGAAAAUGGAUUCCGAUCCACAAACAGACAUCGUAUGGAGUCCAGUGCAGUGUUCCAUUCUACUAGAGACCCUGUUUACAAUGACAUCACUAGAACUCCAGAAAAGAAUGUUGACAAAAGUUUUGAAAGGGUUCAAGGAUUCGCUCCCCUUGAUGCUUCUUUACCUCCAGACACAUAUUUUACCCCCACGAGGAACAAAGUGAAGAAAAGAAAACUGGUGGAGCAAGACAUGGACAUAAUCAGCAGAGUCACGGAUGUUGACGGAGAGAAUAACAGCAAUAUUGAAGACCUACAGCGUGAAAAAGGGUGUCCACUCACGACAAACCGAGACCAAAAAUAUCCACGAAUAACAAGGUGCUCUGAAACCCUCAUGUCGCCUGCCAAGAUAUUUGCUUACAUGAAGGAGAGAGAGAACAGAAGAGAGCUGGACCAAGACAUUGAAGUCUGCAAGGAACUCCUACAUGAUGGAGACCAGAAUUGUCAUUCCCCUGCUUCCAAUGUGGACAAGAUGGAUGAAGACGAUGCUUGUGUAGCUGAUUUGAACAGCGAGAGUCCAGUCACCCAGCCCCGACCGAAGUUUGUCAACUGCCAAUUGGACACUGUUCAGCCUGAGAACACCACUUCCUCUGUUGAGAUGUCGGAACCUGUUUUGUUUGAAGAUCCCAUUGUCCUCAAUACACCCCGCAUCACCAUUCCAAAGAAACACAAGGCGAUGUUCAAGAACAAGCAAUGGCCAAACCCUGAAACCAUGCCCAGUGAUAGCAUCAUUAAUCUUAAUAAAUGGUUCCUGAGGAGGAAUCGCAAAGGCCUGUUUGUCGAUGGAAUCCGUGUUGGGGACAACAUACCCUGGAACAGUAACAUUGUGGUGGAGAGAGUUUCCAGCACUGUAGUGAAGACUGUCUCUGGCAGGGUUUAUAUCUUGAUGGGCAAGCUCAACAUGGAUGUUGACUCUGAAUUCCCAAUGUGGCUUUUGCGGAAGUUUGUGAAUGGAUUUCCUGCAAACUGGAAGGAGCUUUUUGAGAAGUUUUUGUCCGACUCAAAAGACAGGGGUAAAAAGCAUAACGGUGAAGGAAGAAGAGGAAUUACUAGGACAAUGUCUGAGACAACUUCCGCCACGCCUACAAUGAAGCUGCCUAAGAAAAAUCCUGUUAGGACCUGCUCCUCUUCUGCAGCAGAUUCGUGUCUGCCUUCCUCCUCUACUUCCACAAAAGUAUCUCGCAGUGGUCGUCUGAUCAAGCCGCCUUUGGAGUACUGGAAAGGAGGCAGGGUCAUUCUGGAUGCGGACAUGAAUGUUACUAUCUUUGAAUGUUACGAUACCUCCAUCUGCAAUUAUAGGCAAGUCUCCCCAGUGGUGUCUCGUGAGGCAUCUCAGAAAUCUGCCCAGGCUUUGCAAUGCACCGAUAAAAGGGGACGUAAACAACGUAAGUCCAGCAGUGAUGGCGAGCCCCCAGCGAGACUGAGGAAAGUCAAGGCACCACUCAGCAAACAUAAACAAGUUAAGCAAAUUCAACCCGAGGAGAAUCCCCCUGUUUCAAACAGAGGUGCUGUGCAGAGGCAAAGCCGUCGCACCACCAGCACUGAUCAACAAUCGAGUCAUGAAAAAAAGCUCCCACCUCAAAGUGAAACCCUAAACCAGCGUGUGCUUCGAAUCUCACUGAGGAAAUGCACAACCACUCACCCUCAGUAUUUUGAUAAUGACAAAUUAUCAGUGUACAAGUCGUUGGAUGAAGAAGAGGUGUUGACUACAAAGAGAACAAGACAGAGCAACAGGAAGCAGAGGCAGAGAAGCAGGAAGCACUCCACAUCCAGGUCAUGCCCAGAGGUGAGUGAGAAGACACUUCAAAAUCCAGGGCGGGCCCCAAAAACUGUCAAUGCGGCACCGUCUCAACCUAAGCAAACCAAAAGUGUCAAAGCAGCAGCACCCGCAAAGCUUCCAGCUGAUUUCACACAGCCUAAAAAGAAAUCUAACAAAGGACGCACAGUGCAGCCUCAAGUCGAAGACGAACACACAUGGACGCAGGAUGAGCUUGCAAAACUAGAACAGGCUGUGUCCAGGUAUCCUAAGCACGUGUCAAGCUACUGGGAAAAGGUGGCCAUGAUGGUUGGCACGCGCUCUGCAAAUGAGUGCUACAACAAGCACAUGGUCUGCAGAGACAGUCCUCCUAAGAGCACCUAUAAAACCAAGAAUAAUGAGGUGCCAAAAAAACAAGACUGUCCUGUAAUAUCUGCAAAGUUUAGCACCUUCAAGAGAAAGCAACAGGUUCGUCAGUUCCUGGAGACCAUGCCCAGAGAGGACAUGGAUGAUGCUUUUAGCGCAUCAAGCAUGCAGAAUAAACGCUUUGAGAUGCCAUCCAUAAAUUCAAGCCACGAUGAGGACUUUACCCUGGGAAAUGUGGCACCUCUGACACCUAUUUCAUCAGGUUUCCCUGAAGUAAAGACUCCUCAGUGUCUCGCCAUCACUCCUGGAAUGAUGGUCUCUCCAAAAAGCAACAACAACAAUAAGUACGUCUUCCAGCUCCAGAAGAGGAUGAAAACAAAUCAGUUAAAUGUCCAUAAACACGUUCCAGCAAAGAGGUUCUCACCCACACCAUCAGUCAAACGGACAAUGAAAAGAUGUGAAAACCCAGAAAACCAUUCCUUCGUUGUUUGGGAGAUGUUUCCAGAGAAAGCAAGCUUGCUGUCCGAAAGUGGAGAAGAAGACUUUUACUUUUCAGAUGAUAACUGAGCCGACAUGUGUAAAAACACAGCCUGCAUCUAAUGCUACUCUGGAACACUAGAGAUGUUUUUAAAAAUAGAAAUAAAAUCACAUUAGCAAUUAUACGUGGUUAUGAAAUAAUUGUACAAAUACAUGUUGUAAUUCACAAUCUGCAUUUGAGACAUGAACACGUGUACGUUCCAAUGAUAUAAAAACAGAUGAGCACACCCAUGUUGCCUACAAAGACUGCUGUUAAAACACCUCCAAAUCCCUUCAACAAGUUUUUAUGGUUGUAUGUCCAUGCUUUAGUCACGGUUACAUUCAUGAUAACAUACAUCACUUACAGUAUUUUGCCAUAUUUGGGUACUUUUAGCAUUGCCUUCCUUGUCGCAUUGGUUUCACAACAAACACAUAGAUCUAGUGUUAACUUUUCCAAACUCUAAAAUGGUGGCGGUUCCAAUAUGUUGUAGCGUUACCUUAAACAUUAAAAAAGUUGAGUGUAGCAUAGAAUUGCCAGGGGAAUUUUUUCCCAUUUUGUAAACAAACCAAAAAAAAUUAAAUUUGUAAAUAACUACAUCAAGCAAUUUUGGAAAUACCGGACAUUAAGUUAGUUAACAGUUAAUAUUCAGUUAUAUCAUGUUUUUGUGAGCAGCUACUUUUCCCAUUUUGUUUGGCAGUCCGCGAACGCACCAUUGUGAGUGCGUUAACUUACUCCCACACUGCACAGAUAGACUGCUAUGCCUUUUUUCUUUCACCUCAUUUUUGGUCCAAAUGCCGAUACUAUGCGGGAACACAUAAAGAUUAUGUUUGAGGACGUUAUUGAGUGGUAGUCAUGCUAGCACAUUACCUGUUAAAUAAAAAAAACAGCAAAAUAGUGAGUCUGUAUUAAGUUUUACCCUGUCUUAAUUUUACUCAAUAAAUUAAAUGGCUACAAUGCAAUACAGCUCGUAACGUCGAUUUUCAGAAUUCUGGUGUUCCUGAAUGCAUCUGACCGUGAGUCUGAUUGGUGCAUAAUGCGGAAGUGUGGUUGUUAACUUGCUGGUG